AUGGCUACAUCUCCCAAGAAACAUGCGCUCGUCUUCGGUGCGACUGGUCUUAUCGGCUGGGGAGUCGUCAAUGAACUUCUUUCGAGCUAUCCUCACCCCGGCGUUUUUUCAAUGGUUACUGCAGUAGCAAAUCGCUCAAUUACUGCAAGUGGCGCCCACUGGCCAGAACGGUCCCCGGAAAUUCCAGAGCUACAGGUCGUGACAGGAAUAAAUUUGUUGCAGAGGACAUCGGAAGAUUUAGCCACGAAGCUCAAGGAUUGCAUAAACGAUGUCGGUAGCAUCACGCACGUUUUUUAUACUGUCUUCGUCGCAAUCAACGAGGAUUCUAUCAAGGAAGCCGAAACAAACUGCGACAUGAUGCGACGGGUUGCCGAAGCCGUCAACAGCCUCUGUCAAAAUCUGGAGUCUUUUGGCUACGGUAUCUACAUCCCAAACGGUAUCUUCACAGCACCACUCGAGGAAAGCAUGGCAGACAAAUUGUCUUCUGACUACGCCAAAACUGUCGCAUACCCAGGAUAUAGGCGUGUUCUUACAGAGGCAAGCAAAAAUAGGAGUUGGAAAUGGUCUGAAAUAUGUCCGGAUGCUGUUGUUGGGUUCAGUCCAAUCGGGUCCAAUUUCUCACUCGCCUUACACUGGGCUCAAUAUCUUUCGUUGUACGCGUACAACCAUGGUGUACGUGAGCCAGCCGAUUAUGGGAAGGUUCAAGUCGCCUUUCCCGGAUCUGAGGGCGGUUACAAUGCGUUGUUCACGCCUGUCUCAACACGGAGUUUAGGCCGCAUCUCGAUUCACGCUGCUCUCAACUCUGAUAGCUGUGGCGGGCGGAUUCUAAAUGCAAUUGAUCAUGGUAGUCCGACGCAGUUUCGUGGGCUGUGGCCAAAGAUUACCGAAUGGUUUGGUCUUCAGGGUGUCGGUCCUGCAGAAGAAUGCCAACUCAAGCCAAGCGAAUACAUAGAUAAAUACAGGUCACCGUUUGAAGACAAUGGAAGAUCGAAAGCAGUCAGCGCUGGAGUUGGUGUGGGGAAUAGACAGCUAGAUAGUGUCGGUUGGUGGUUGGAAUUCGAUCCACAACUGAGCCCGGACAAGCUGAGAGCGUCAGGUUUCGAGGAGGAAAGUAAUCCUAUUCAGGGUUGGCUAAAGGCGUUUGAAAAGUUCAGAGCAGCUGGUAUCGUUUUUUAA
Molecule: messenger RNA, 1176 nt
Organism: Glarea lozoyensis ATCC 20868
Lineage: Eukaryota; Fungi; Ascomycota; Leotiomycetes; Helotiales; Helotiaceae
Product: NAD(P)-binding Rossmann-fold containing protein
Exons: 3
Coding region: 1-1176 (391 amino acids)
Source: RefSeq, a predicted model, not a curated record